CAAACGGCGCCGUGGCCGGCUAGAUUGCGGUGAGGGGUGUCUGUAGAAUGUGAGAAGUGGAGGAACUGCAAUUCAUUUCAAUACUGUAAUAUUAAUCAAAACUCUUUUUAAACCUGGGAGGCUGAAUAUCCUAGCUCUUUAUGGAGACAUUGUACGUAAACAAUGUCUAAGUCUUUGUAAAAGUGUUUCCCAGUAGACUAGAAAAUGGAGUCACAGCUGGACCCCAUGAAGGAUGAUUUGCCCUUAAUGGCCAACACAAAUUACAUGCUUGUAAGGCAUUAUGUAUUGGACUUGGAUGUGGAUUUUAAAAGUAAAGUUAUCGAAGGCAUCAUAGUUUUAUUCUUUGAGACUGGGAGCCAGUACCUGAAAACCAGCAGUAGUGGCAAAGAAUGCUGCCAGUCACAGUUUGAUGAAACCUAUAAAGUGAAGUCAUGUGAACCCUGCUACACGCCUGUGACAACUGUGAGUGCCUGUUCACCUAAACAGGAAUAUAAUGAUUUUGCUGUCUGUGGUAAAGGUGAAGAAGACACUUCUCAUAAAAAUGGUAACCAUAGCAACGAGGCACAGGCUUCUGGGAUUUCUAGUUCAAAGGACAUCUGUGACAUACAGAAUCAUGGGAACAAGGAUUUUCUGCUGGUACUGGACUGCUGUGAUUUAUCCGUGCUGAAGGUUGAGGAGGUAGAUGUUGCUACUGUGUCAGACAUUGAAAAAUUCACAAAGUCUGCCAAGCUAACAGAUGUUUCGAAGGAGCUGGAAAAUCUCAGGAACCAGAUUGUACAUGAGCUUGUGACUUUACCUGCAGAUCGCUGGAAGGAACAGCUACACUAUUUUACUCGCUGCAGCCGGGCACCUGGCUGUGGAGAGCUUCUGUUUACUACUGGCACUUGGAGCUUGGAGAUAAGAAAAUUAGGAGUUCAGACUCCAACAGACUUUCCUCAUGCAAUAAGAAUAUGGUACAAAACCAAACCAGAGGGAAGAUCUGUUACAUGGACUACAGACCAGAGUGGCAGGCCAUGUGUUUAUACGAUGGGAUCGCCAAUAAACAACAGAGCUCUUUUCCCAUGCCAAGAGCCACCUGUUGCCUUGUCAACAUGGCAAGCCUCAGUCCGAACAGCUGCAGACUUUGUUGUGUUAAUGAGUGGUGAAAAUUCAGCAGAGCCAGUCCAGCUUCGAGAAGGUGUUAUGAGCUGGUACUACUAUGUGACUAUGCCAAUGCCAGCAUCCACCUUCACUAUUGCUGUAGGGUGCUGGCAGGAAGUUAAACAGCAGGGCUUCACAGCUGCUAUCCAGAUAAAUACUAAGUUUUCCUUGCCAUCUUCACAAGCUGAUUUCAGAUGGCAUGAAGAAAUUUGUGGUCAUGUGGAAUACCCCUGCCGUUUCCAGGAUCCUGCUGCCAGGUUGCAGGCAGUCAUUCCUUACAGAGUCUUUGCUCCCUGUUGCCUUAUGGAAUGCUGUGAAGAACAUUUGCUUCAGCUAAUUCCUCAGUGCCUCUCAGCUGCUUACACCACACUGGGUACCCACCCCUUUUCCAGGCUUGAUGUUUUGAUAGUUCCUUCCAACUUUUCCAGCCUGGGAAUGGCUAGCCCACACAUCAUCUUCCUGUCACAGAGUGUACUAUCAGGAGGGAGCCAGCUCUGUGGAACACGUCUGUGCCAUGAAAUUGCUCAUGCUUGGUUUGGACUGGCCAUUGGUGCUCGUGAUUGGACUGAAGAGUGGUUAAGUGAAGGGUUUGCCACUUUUUUAGAAGAUAUAUUUUGGGCUAGGGCACAACAGCAGCUGUCACAUGAUGAAGUAAAAGGGCAGCAGGAAUUGAAAGCUUUACUUCGCUGGCGCCGACUCAGAGAUGAGGUGCAGAACUCUGAAGAAGAGCUGCAAGUUUUAAGGCCCAAAAAGGAGAGCACAGGAGAAACGAGUGAGUCUGGAGCAUCCGUUGUCAAACAUGGUCUUAAAGCAGAGAAAGUCUUCAUGCAGGUCCACUACCUAAAGGGUUACUUCCUUUUGCGGUCUCUGGCAAGGACAAUAGGAGAGGCUUCAUACCUUUCAUCUUUACGAAGAUUUGUCCAUAAGUUCCAUGGACAGCUAGUCCUUUCUCAGGAUUUUCUUUGCAUGCUGUUGGAAGACAUACCUGAACAAAAAGAAUCUGGAUUAACUGCAGAAAGCAUCUUCCAGAAUUGGCUUGACACUUCCGGAAUACCAAAGCCUUUGCUGGAGGAGGGUGAGACGUGGAAGGAGAGUCGGCUCGUCCAGCAAGUGAGCGGCGAGGUCACAAAAUGGAUUCGGACAAACCAGAUGAUGAGAAAAAGUGGCAAAAAGAAAAGAAGGCUGGAUGAAGUUGUUUUCCAAAAGCUUCUCCCUGACCAGCUGGUCUUACUUCUGGAGUCUCUCUUGGAGGUGAAGACAUUGUGUCCUAGAAUACUGCAGUGCUUAGAGAAAACGUACCAGCUCCGGGAGCAAGAUGCUGAGGUUCGGCAUCGGUGGUGCGAGCUUAUUGUUAAGCACAAGUAUGUGCCUGGGUAUGAAGACGUUGAGAAAUUUCUCAGAGAAGAUCAGGCAAUGGGUGUGUAUCUCUAUGGUGAAUUAAUGGUGAAUGAAGAUGUGAAACAACAAGAACUUGCACGUAAAUGCUUUGCUGCAGCACGAGAACAUAUGGAUGCAUCCUCAGCCAAAGUGGUGGCAGAGAUGUUGUUCUGAAGAGGAAAGAUGACAGAGAAACUCUUUUAAUAGAUCUCCUACUAAACCCUGAUGGUACUAGGAUUUCUUUGACCCAAGACAUCAAAGGAGGGAUUAUGUGACUGCUAAAACAAUCAUCUGACAAAACAUUUACUUCUCAGUAUUUAUGUCUUCCAGAGGCUCAGUGUACCCAAGACUGCGUGCGUACAAAACAAACUACACACAGACACGUUACUGUGGCUUUAGGUUGGUUUUUAGUACAAAAAAAAAUUGGGGUUUAUCCUUGCUCUUUGAUGAAACAACCAUUCCAGUUUGUAGAUGCCAGGAACUCUUGAUCUGAAUAAUUCCGUGCACUUCAGUAAUUUGACUUACAUUAAUAAUCCCCAAAAUUCAAUGUAACUAUAUUCCAUACUUAACAUUUUGUUUAAAAUCUUUAUGCCAAAUUAAAAAGACAAUAUAAAAUUAGCAGGAUUUGGGGUGGAGCUCAGGAGAUCAAUUGGAAGGGGAAAUACCUAUAAAAGUGACCACUUACCAUCCUGGAACUUCAGAAAGCACAAAACCAGCAUUCUCUCUCUGUCUUGUUUAGGUUAGUUUUUACCAGAAAUGCCAGACUUUCCACUUUCUGAAAUGUCUUCCAUACCCCUGUGGUGCUCCUUUUACACAGUGAUUAUACUGAGUGUAGCUCUUCUUUCCUAGGAACAUACUGCCCCACUGAUCAGGAAUCAUCCUAAUUGUUCCUUUCAGAGAGUAAGAAUUUAAAUUGCACAGAUUUCUGAAUGUACUUACCCGUACACUCUUGUUUUACAUCAAAUACUCUUGUAAAAAUAAAUACUUUUUGCAAGUA
Melopsittacus undulatus (budgerigar) is the source of this 3514-nucleotide messenger RNA. RefSeq names its product aminopeptidase O (putative) (gene AOPEP). Gene Ontology annotation, molecular function: zinc ion binding; metalloaminopeptidase activity. The transcript has 17 exons. The record is from RefSeq and is a predicted model, not a curated record. NCBI's taxonomy places the organism in Eukaryota, Metazoa, Chordata, Aves, Psittaciformes, Psittaculidae. Gene Ontology annotation, cellular component: nucleolus. The coding region runs from base 205 to 2691 and encodes 828 amino acids.